Messenger RNA from Oryza brachyantha (malo sina), 2828 nucleotides. Its product is annotated as ABC transporter G family member 14. Lineage: Eukaryota; Viridiplantae; Streptophyta; Magnoliopsida; Poales; Poaceae. Gene Ontology annotation, molecular function: ATP binding; ATP hydrolysis activity; ABC-type transporter activity. The transcript has 3 exons. The coding region runs from base 266 to 2464 and encodes 732 amino acids. Gene Ontology annotation, cellular component: membrane. The record is from RefSeq and is a predicted model, not a curated record.
AUCACCCAGGCAAACCAGACAACACUUCACUUGGGAGUCAGCCUAGUUGAGCUCAAGCUAGCCUGAUCGAUCUCCUUCAUCUUCUUCUCCUCAUCAUCACAACAAGGUUGUCAACUCAGCUCAGCCUCAGCCUCAGCCUCAGCUAGCUACUAUAUAUCUGCCACCACACUGCAGCUCUAGUGUCUGCAUAGCUUUUUGCUCUGUGCUAGUCUUGGUGGUGGUGGUUUCUGUGUGAGAACACCAUCGGAGAGACAGAAAGAUCGCCAUGCCGCCUCAGGAGUUGCAUGGUGAUGAUGAGCACCAGACAGCCGCAGGUGGCGGUGGCGGCGGCGGCGGCGACCACCACCUCGUCAUCGACUUCAGUGAUCCCCCUUCGACUACUUCUUCUUCUUCUUCGCCGCCGUCGUCGUCGUCUUCUUCGACCAAUUGCUCCACCGCCGCCGCGUCUCCGGCCGUCGCGGCCGGCGCCGUCGUCCAUCCCACCGCCGCCGCCGGCCGCCGCCUCCGCCCCGCCGUAAACUCCUUCCUCCUUGUCCUCAAGUUCGAGGAGGUGGUGUACAAGGUGAAGCUCGGCAAGCCGGCGGCGGGAUGGUGCGCGAGGGUGUCGUCCGCGAUCGGUCGUGGUGGGGAAGGGAGGAAGAAGAAGGGUGCGGCGGCGGCGGUGACGAGGGAGAAGACGAUCAUUAGUGGGAUGUCCGGGGUGGUGCGGCCGGGGGAGAUGCUGGCGAUGCUCGGCCCGUCGGGGAGCGGGAAGACGACGCUGCUGACGGCGCUUGGCGGGCGGCACGGCGGCGGCGGGAGCGGGAUGCUGUCCGGGAAGAUCACCUACAACGGGCAGCCGUUCUCCGGCGCGGUGAAGCGGCGCACCGGGUUCGUGACCCAGCACGACGUGCUGUACCCGCACCUGACCGUGGCCGAGACGCUCUGGUACACGGCGCUGCUCCGCCUCCCGCGCGCGCUCGGCGCCGGCGAGAAGCGCGCCCAGGCGGAGGAGGUGAUGCUGGAGCUCGGGCUCGGCAAGGUGGCGCACAGCAUGAUCGGCGGCGUCCGCGGCGUGCGCGGGCUGUCCGGCGGCGAGCGCAAGCGCGUCAGCAUCGGCCUCGAGAUGCUCGUCGACCCCAGCCUGCUCCUCCUCGACGAGCCCACCUCCGGCCUCGACUCCACCACCGCCGCCAGGAUCGUCGGCACGCUCCGCCGCAUGGCCGCCGACGGCGGCCGCACCGUGGUGGUCACCAUCCACCAGCCGUCGUCCAGGCUCUACCACAUGUUCGACAAGGUCCUCCUCCUCUCCUCCGACGGCUGCCCCAUCUACUACGGCCGCGCCGCCGACGCGCUCUCCUACUUCGCCUCCGUCGGCUUCGCCUCGCCGCUCUCCCUCAACCCCGCCGACCUCAUGCUCGACCUCGCCAACGGUAUCGCGCCGCAGAUCGGGGCCGGCGAUGGAGAAGUUGGUGGAGGGGCGGCGGCGAAUGGCGGCGGGAGUGAGGCGGAGCUGAAGGAGGUGAGGGGGAAGCUGGCGGCGGCGUACGAGCGGCACAUUGCGCCGGCGGUGAAGCUGGACAUCUGCGCGCGGGAAGGAGGAGGAGUGGGGCAGGGCGGCGCGGCGGCGGCGGCGGCGAGGAGGCGUGGGAAAGCGGCGGCGGAGUGGACGACGGGGUGGUGGACGCAGUUCACGGUGCUGCUCCGGCGGGGGAUGAAGGAGCGGCGGUACGAGUCGUUCAACAAGCUGAGGAUCUUCCAGGUGCUGAGCGUGGCGAGCCUGGCCGGGCUGCUGUGGUGGCGGACGCCGGCGGCGCACCUGCAGGACCGGACGGCGCUCAUCUUCUUCUUCUCCGUCUUCUGGGGCUUCUUCCCGCUCUACAACGCCGUGUUCACCUUCCCGCUGGAGCGCCCCAUGCUGCUCAAGGAGCGCUCGUCGGGGAUGUACCGCCUCUCCUCCUACUUCGCCGCGCGCACCGCCGCCGACCUCCCCAUGGAGCUCGCCCUCCCCACCGCCUUCGUCGUCAUCCUCUACUGGAUGGGCGGCCUCGACCCGCGCCCUGGCGCCUUCCUCCUCUCCCUCCUCGUCGUCCUCUACAGCGUCCUCGUCGCGCAGAGCCUCGGCCUCGCCAUCGGCGCCGUGCUCAUGGACGUCAAGCAGGGCACCACCCUCGCCUCCGUCAUCACAAUGGUCUUCCUCAUCGCCGGCGGCUACUACGUCCAGCACAUCCCGCCCUUCGUCGGCUGGCUCCGCUGGCUCAACUACAGCUUCUACUGCUACCGCCUCCUCAUCGGCAUCCAGUUCGGCGACGGCGGCGCCCACUACGACUGCGGCGGCGGCGCACGCUGCCUCGUCGCCGAUUUCCCGGCCAUCAAGGCCGUCGGCCUCAACAACCACUGGGUCGACGUCUGCGUCAUGGCGCUCCUCCUCGUCGGCUACCGCGUCAUCGCCUACAUCGCCUUGGACCGCCUCAAGCCGAGGUGAACCUGAACCACCUCGCCGUCGCCAUCGCCAGCGGCAUCAACCAUGGCCAAUCCACAUUAGUAGAACCAAUCCAAGUUAUCCAACUAGCUAGAGCUGCUGAUCCAUCCAAGUCAAGAACAAAACGGGUCAAUUAAUUAACCUGGAAAUUAAGUUCAUUUCUUCUUAAUUUCUUGGAUGGAUGGAUGCUGCACCCUGAGAGAGAGAGAGACAGAGAGAGAUAAUUAUAGCUUAAUCGAGUGAUUAAUUAAUUAAAACUACGAGGAGACGAUGACCUGUUCCAUCCUGUAAUAACUAGUAGGGAGUUGGAACCCUGUACAAUACAAGGAGAAUACAAUACAAACCUGCAGCUGCAGCUUAGCUCUGA